Molecule: messenger RNA, 1393 nt
Organism: Vicia villosa (hairy vetch)
Lineage: Eukaryota; Viridiplantae; Streptophyta; Magnoliopsida; Fabales; Fabaceae
Exons: 2
Coding region: 354-941 (195 amino acids)
Source: RefSeq, a predicted model, not a curated record
CUAUGCUCAUCACAUAUAUAAAAGAAAUACUAUAUAUGUAAAACCACUUAUCAUACAAACCUAACCCUUUUCCCGUACGUCAACGUGUACCUCUUCUCUCUCUCUAUAUCUAUAGAUCUAUCUUUUUUUUUUUUUUUACUUCAAUCUCCUUUAUCACAAAAUAUCCAAAGAAAGUUAUCAAAGAUUGCAACACACACACAAAAAAGUUAGAGAAAAACAAAAAAGCCAUAUACACAUCAUGAAGCUCGUUUGGUCUCCAGAAACUGCCCUAAAAUCUUACAUAGACACUGUGAAAUUGAAAUCCGUAAUGUGAAAAAUUCAAGGAAUCUGGGGUAGCUGAGCUUCUCUCAUCCAUGGCAGCGGGAUGGAACGCCAAGUUCAUCGUCGAAUGUUACUCCCACGGCGGCCCAAUAGCCGCAAGUAUUGGCCUAGCGGUUGCUGCUCGCAACACGGGUGCAAGACAUGUGUGCAUAGUUCGAGAUGAAGGCACAAGGCAACACUACACAAAAGCCCUAGCGGAGAUGGGAGUAUCCCCGCCACCGGAGAUUGUUCACGGGGAGGCGGAAACGGUGAUCAAAAGCCUCGACGGGUUGGAUUUUCUCGUGGUGGAUUGUAGACUUAGGGAUUUUGCUAGGGUUCUUAAGGUUGCAAAAGUUAGUACUAGAGGGGCAGUUUUGGCAUGCAAAAAUGCAUGGCAAAGAUCGAAUUUUUCUUGGUUUAAAUGGAACAUGGUUCUUGAAAGAGGCACACGUGUGGUUAGAUCGGUGUUUUUGCCGGUUGGAAUGGGUUUGGAUAUUGCUUACAUAGGAAGUGGAAAUGGUGGUGGUGGUGGUGGUGCAUCUUCAAGUGCUGGUUCUUCAAAGAAUGCUGCUAGCCGUUGGAUCAAAUGCAUAGAUCAACAAUCAGGAGAAGAACAUCUUUAUAGAGAGAGUAGGUUUUAAUUUGUUAUAAUAAUUAAACUCUUGUGUUUGAAUAUAAGUAAAAUUGUAGGAAUAUGCUUAUUGAUGGACAUAUUUUUGAAAAAAAAUUCAGUGUGAAGUAUGACUUUAGAGAUCAAGUUUCUGACUUUUUUGUGUUUCUUACUAGGAUUUGGGAUUUUAAGGUAUAGGGAAAAUAAAUAUUCUCAUCUAUGAUAUAGUUGAAAAAUGGGAAAGUUUAGACAAUUCAUAUUUUGAAUUUACUUUUUAAAUUUAAUUAUCGAGUUUAAAAUAUGAAACUUCAUAGGAGUUUUAAUACUUUGCAUUUUCUAAUUUGCUAAAAAUUCAGAAAACUAAAUGUUCAUCAGAUACUAGCUUAGUGUGGUAAGAGUUUAGUUUUAUGAUUUUAAUGAAUUAAGUUUAACUCUUUUAAAAGAUUGUAAAUGAUGAUUAAAUCUUGUAAAGGUGUGUCUUAA